Phycomyces blakesleeanus NRRL 1555(-) is the source of this 4395-nucleotide messenger RNA. RefSeq lists its product as hypothetical. The record is from RefSeq and is a predicted model, not a curated record. Gene Ontology annotation, molecular function: ATP hydrolysis activity; nucleic acid binding; ATP binding. Bases 1 to 4395 code for a protein of 1464 amino acids. Lineage: Eukaryota; Fungi; Mucoromycota; Mucoromycetes; Mucorales; Phycomycetaceae. The transcript has 13 exons.
AUGGACAUCCUUGGCUUUGAUUCUCAGGAUCUUAGACAAGCCAGAGAAAAUGCAUUAAUUGAAGCUAGUCAGGCACCUUUAUUUAGCUCAAAUUACAAGACAAAGGCAGAAGAAACAUAUCCACAUGUUUAUCAGUCUGCAAAGUCGGGUUCCAUGCUUUCACUAUUUGGAACACGUUAUGCUCUUCCUGCUGGUACAGUUAAAGAAGAAUUCAAUGAUUACGAAGAAACCAUCAUUCCAGUACCCACGCAGGCACCUAUACGAGCAGGCGAACGUCGUAUUAAAAUUGAAGAAUUGGAUAGCUUGGCUAGAGGAGCUUUCAAGGCCUACGAAACUCUCAACAGAAUUCAAUCUAUUGUAUACCCUAUUGCUUAUGAAACAAACGAAAACAUGUUGGUCUGUGCGCCUACUGGUGCGGGUAAAACAGAUGUUGCAAUGCUUACUGUACUCAGGUGUCUGUACCAAUACUGCUCUACACCUCCACAAAAAGGCUCUACCGAAAUUGAUUUCACAAUCGCUAAGAAUGACUUUAAGAUUGUAUAUGUGGCACCUAUGAAGGCUCUUGCGGCUGAAAUUGUAGAAAAGAUGGGAAAACGACUCAAGUUCCUUGGUGUUAGUGUCAGGGAAUUGACGGGUGAUAUGCAAUUAACAAAGGCAGAGAUUAUGGCCACCCAAUUUAUCGUAACCACACCUGAGAAAUGGGAUGUAAUCACUAGAAAGGGUACAGGCGAUGUCGAAUUAGCACAGAAAGUAAAACUUCUUAUUAUUGAUGAAGUCCAUCUUCUUAAUGAAGAUCGUGGUGCUGUUAUUGAGAGUAUUAUUGCCAGAACAUUACGGCAGGUUGAAUCAAGUCAAUCACUCAUUCGUAUUGUUGGUCUCUCUGCUACUCUUCCCAAUUACCUUGAUGUGGCAGCAUUCCUUAGAGUCAACCCUUACCAAGGUUUGUUCUUCUUUGAUGGCGGAUUCCGUCCAGUUCCUCUCGAGCAACAUUUCCUGGGUAUCAAAGGAAAAGCCAACUCGGUUCCGUCCAACGAGCGUAUGAAUCGUGCUUGCUUUGACAAGGUUUCCGACCUUGUGCGGGAAGGUCAUCAAGUUAUGGUGUUUGUUCAUGCCCGAAAAGAAACAGUCAAGACUGCUCAAAUGCUAAAAGAAGAAGUUCUAAAUGAAAGUCUCGGAGAUUACUUUGAUUGUUCGGCCGAACCCAAGUUUGUUGGUCACAGAAGAGAUAUAGCAAAAUCUAGAAACAAGGAAAUGAAAGAAUUAUUUCCUUAUGGCUUUGGUAUACAUCAUGCUGGUAUGCUUCGAUCUGAUCGAUCAUUAACUGAACGAAUGUUUGCCGAUGGUUGCUUAAAGGUGCUCUGCUGUACUGCAACCUUGGCAUGGGGUGUCAAUUUGCCAGCUUAUGCUGUUGUUAUCAAAGGAACCCAAGUGUACGAUUCACAAAAGGGUAGCUUUGUAGACUUGUCUAUUCUUGAUGUGCUCCAGAUCUUUGGUCGUGCUGGUCGUCCACAGUAUGAAACUCAUGGUGUUGGUUAUAUCCUGACAACCCAUGACAAAAUAUCCCACUAUGUCUCAGCAAUCACCCAACAACAUCCAAUUGAAUCAAAGUUUAUCGAAAAUAUUGUCGACAAUCUUAAUGCAGAAAUUUCACUAGGUACCGUUACAAACCUCAGUGAGGCUGUGACAUGGCUAAGCUACACUUACCUCUAUGUGAGAAUGAAAAAGAAUCCGAUGGUUUAUGGUAUGGAUCACUCGGAACCAGCAAAGGAUCCGCUUUUGGGCAGUAAACGACACGAAAUUAUCGUAGACGCUGCUAGAAAAUUAGCCAGAUGUCAAAUGAUUAUCUUUGACGAAACUACCGGCUACCUGACUCCAACAGUUCUUGGCCGCAUCUCAUCAAAUUUUUAUAUCAAACACACCAGUAUCGAGAUCUUUAAUGGUCUUAUGAAGCCACGUAUGACAGAAGCUGAUGUUCUGUCAAUGAUGAGCAUGAGUUCAGAGUUUGACAAUAUACGAUCACGCGAAUCAGAACAUAAAGAACUCAAGGGUCUUUUAGAAAAGGCUUGUGCAUGUGAUAUUCGAGGUGGUACUGAAUCAACUCCUGGAAAAGUCAAUAUUCUUCUUCAGACGUACAUAUCAAAUGCCUACAUCGACGAUUUUGCGCUCGUGUCUGAUUGCGGCUAUGUUGCCCAGAACGCAGGCCGUAUUGCCCGCGCCCUGUUUGAGAUUGCCUUGAACCGAAACUGGGGACCCACAAGCUCUAUAGUUCUGGCUAUCAACAAGAGUAUCGAAAAACGCCUGUGGACUUUCCAACACCCACUGCAACAAAUGGGACUUCCCAAAGAUGUCAUGCAGAAACUAGAGGACAGAUCUUACGACAUAUCAAUCGAAGAAAUGAGAGACAUGGAACCGACCGAGCUUGGGGAUCUUAUUCGCCACCCACGGAUGGGCCUGACGAUCUCUAGAUGUGUUGACCAGUUCCCAAUGCUGAUGCUCGACGCCAAGAUAUUUCCAAUCACUCGCAAUGUACUGAAUGUGGAGCUUACCAUAACUCCUGAUUUUGUCUGGAAUGAGCGCCUGCACGGUAGCUCGGAACCAUGGUGGAUCUGGGCAGAAGAUUCAGAUAGUGUGGAAAUCUAUUACUCAGAAUACUUUAUUCUACACCGCAAACAAUUGGGCGAAACUAUGAAGAUUGUGUUCACGGUGCCUAUUGUUGAGCCAUUACCAAGCGAAAUCUAUAUUCGUGCCACGUCUGAUCGCUGGCUUGGAGCCGAAACCGUCCUGCCGGUCUCAUUCGAAAACCUGGUUUUACCUCAGCUUUAUCCACCCCCGACAGAGCUGCUAGAUCUGCGCCCACUUCCUGUUACUGCCUUGCGAAAUGACGUGCUGGAAGCCAUCUGUGCCCAGAAGUUUACACACUUUAAUCCAGUUCAAACUCAGAUAUUCCACACUCUCUAUAAUACAGACAACAAUGCAUUGAUCGGUGCACCUACUGGUUCGGGUAAAACCGUUGCUGCUGAACUUGCGAUGUGGCGAGCACUUGGGCAACACCCAGGCUCUAAAGUGUUGUACAUUGCACCUAUGAAAUCUUUGGUUACUGAAAAAGCCCAAGAUUGGAAUAAGCGUCUGAUGGGUCCAAUGAACAAAAGACUUGUGGAGUUGACGGGUGAUGUGAACCGGGAUGUGAAGAUCAUCGAAUCUGCUGAUAUUAUCGUCACAACACCAGAGAAGUGGGAUAGUGUCAGCCGUAACCAACGCAGCCGUAGUUGUAUUAACAAAGUAUCGUGUGUGAUUAUUGAUGAGAUACACUUACUUGGCGGUGAGAGCGGUGGCCCGAUUCUGGAAGUGAUUGUGUCAAGGAUGAAUUACAUGGGGUCCAAAUUCGAUAAAAAGAUUCGCCUUGUUGGAUUGUCCACCCCUUUGGCAAACGCUCAGGAUUUGGCCGACUGGCUUGGUGUCAAAAAGUCUGGACUGUUCAACUUUGGUCACUCUGUUCGCCCAGUUCCUUUAGAGAUCUAUGUUGACGGGUUCCCAGGAAAGCUUUAUUGUCCUCGUAUGGCAACGAUGAACAAGCCGAUAUAUGCGGCCAUUAAGACCCAUUCCCCUACCCAACCUGUCAUCGUGUUUGUGUCUUCACGUCAGCAGACAUGCCUUACAGCGCAGGAUCUGAUUGCUUAUUGUGGAAUGGAAGACAAUCCUCGCCAGUGGCUUCGCACGGAUGAUAUGGAAAUGGAAAUGAUAUUAAACCAGGUCGAUGACGAAGCAUUGAAAAUGUCUCUUGCGUUUGGUAUCGCAAUUCAUCACUCGAGUUUGACCGACAAUGACCGAAGAAUUGUUGAAGAGCUGUUCCUGAACCUUAAGAUCCAGAUCUUGAUUGGCACCAGUACACUUGCAUGGGGUAUCAAUCUUCCAGCCCAUCUGGUGAUAAUUAAGGGCACAGAGUUUUACAACUACAAAUCUGGUCGCUAUGUAGACUAUCCUAUUACACAUGUUCUACAGAUGAUGGGUCGUGCGGGUCGUCCCCAGUUUGACAACACCGGCAUUACUCGUGUGUUUGUACAAGACAGCAAAAAGAACUUUUUCAAAAAGUUUUUGUAUGAGCCGUACCCUGUCGAAUCGAAUCUACACAAGUCUAUGGAUGACUACAUCCAUGCCGAGAUUAUGGACAAGACAAUUAAAACAAAGCAAGAUGCGUUGGAUUACAUUACCUGGACAUAUUUCUACCGUCGCCUUCAGCAGAAUCCAACAUACUAUGGCUUAGACGAUUUGUCACAAAGGGGCCUAAACACAUACAUGUCCAAUAUUGUAAAUGAGGUGACGGAGAGGCUAGAGAGUUCUGGAUAUUUAGAGAUUCAAAACGAUUUUGAUUUGAUUCUGAAAACCCCAAAAGAAUAA